AUGGAGAACCUUUUAGCCCAACAAACUAACUUCAUGGCUCAACAAGGUAAGCAAAAUGAGAAGACUGAUAAUGCAAUUCAACAAAUUCAAGCUCAGAACAAGCUCUUGGAAAGUCAAAUAAGCCAACUUGCACAUCAGGUGGGCCAAUUAUCAAAAGCUCCAGGUCAUUUUCCAGGUAAUAGUGAACAACCAUCUAAGGGUCAUAUCAAUGCUGUGAUUUUGAGGAAUGGAAAAGAGCUACAAGAUCAUCCUUUGAAGGAGCCAUCAAAAAGAACUGUGGAAGAGAUGGUUCAAACUGAGAAAGCGGUAGAGAACGAGAUUAUUGAAGAAGAGAAGAAGAAGGAACCUACUCCUACUCCUAUUCGGCCAUACACGCCACCAGUUCCAUUCCCACAAAGGUUGGCCCGUGCAAAAUUAGAGAAGAAAUAUGGGAAGUUCCUUGAUAUACUGAAGAAGUUGCACAUAAACAUACCAUUCUUGGAGGCUAUCUCUGAGAUGCCAUCUUAUGCAAAAUUUCUGAAAGACAUGCUCUCAAACAAGCGGAAGAUCGAGGAAAAUGCAACUGUUUCACUUACAGCAGAAUGUAGUGCUAUUUUGCAGAAUAAGCUUCCCAAGAAGCUAGGGGAUCCGGGUAGCUACUCUAUUCCUGUGAAGCUUGGAGAUUGA
Molecule: messenger RNA, 666 nt
Organism: Beta vulgaris subsp. vulgaris (sugar beet)
Lineage: Eukaryota; Viridiplantae; Streptophyta; Magnoliopsida; Caryophyllales; Amaranthaceae
Exons: 1
Coding region: 1-666 (221 amino acids)
Source: RefSeq, a predicted model, not a curated record